AUGGGUGCUUAUAAAUAUCUUGAGGAACUUUACAAGAAGAAGCAGUCGGAUGUAUUCCGUUUCUUGCUUCGUGUGAGAUGCUGGGAAUACAGACAAAUGAAUGUGAUCCAUCGUGCGUCGCGCCCUUCGCGCCCCGACAAGGCCCGUCGUUUGGGUUACAAGGCCAAGCAAGGUUACGUUAUCUACCGUAUCCGCGUCCGUCGUGGUGGUCGCAAGAGACCUGUUCACAAGGGUGCCACCUAUGGCAAGCCUGUCAAUGAGGGUGUGAACCAACUUAAGUAUCAGCGAUCCCUCCGAUCCACGGCCGAAGAACGUGUCGGUCGCAAAUGCGCCAAUCUUCGUGUGUUGAACUCGUACUGGAUCAACCAAGACGCCACCUAUAAGUACUUUGAAGUGAUCCUGGUCGAUCCUUCUCACAAGGCUAUUCGUCGUGAUCCCCGUAUCAACUGGAUUGUCAACCCCGUCCACAAGCGUCGCGAAGCUCGUGGUCUCACCGCCAUUGGCAAGAAGUCCCGUGGCAAGGGCAAGGGCCAUUUGUUCACCAAGACGAAGGGUGCCGGUCGUCACUCCAACUGGAAGAGACGCAACACCUUGUCUCUCCGCCGCUACCGUUAAACUUCCUUAUCCUUUAUUCAUCAUUAAAACCUAUUUUUGUUUUUGUUUUUAUACAUAUGACUUCCUCAUCUCUCUGUUCCAAUGCUCGCAAAUAAAAAAAAUUCAAUACUCUGCCUUUGCACACAUAAGCCACUUUGACUUGUCCCAGUUCUCUUAUUCUCGGUGUUCGUCUCGCAUCAAAGGCGCAACAAUCGACAAAGUAUCUGCCUACCUCUUGAUGGCACCGAGCUUUUCCUACAUAUUCGAAUCUUCACGAUGGCUGUAAACUUCGCUUUUCGGAUGCAGACUCAUGAUUUGCAUAGACCACUUGUUGUUUGCAUUCUCCUUUUUGCGUAUUUUUUUUUCUUCGUUUAUUGCCCUUUUUCCAUAUUCAUAGGAUAACUGCGGCUUAGAAAUGUGUCCUGUAUGAUCG
Radiomyces spectabilis is the source of this 1027-nucleotide messenger RNA. RefSeq names its product 60S ribosomal protein L15. The transcript has 4 exons. The record is from RefSeq and is a predicted model, not a curated record. Gene Ontology annotation, molecular function: structural constituent of ribosome; RNA binding. The coding region runs from base 1 to 615 and encodes 204 amino acids. Lineage: Eukaryota; Fungi; Mucoromycota; Mucoromycetes; Mucorales; Radiomycetaceae. Gene Ontology annotation, biological process: cytoplasmic translation. Gene Ontology annotation, cellular component: ribosome; cytosolic large ribosomal subunit.